AGUGAGGUUCUGUAUGUUGUGUGUAGUAAAAUAGUGUUCUAGGUGAUAUCUAGAGCAAUGAGGAGAGCUGACUCGCUAAACUUUCCAGUGCUGAAGUCACUGAGGAAACAAACUGAUGCUGCAGCCCGGAAACUGAUAGUUUAGAGGCGAUUUUAUCAUUUCUGGAAAGAAAUCGCCUCAAAACUAUCACAGUUGAUGCACUGAGUGCACCCCUUUAUUGUAAAAUGAUGUAAAUCCUCCUUACGUCACUCCUCUGUGUGUUUUUGAGAAUGAAGAGAAACUCAUUAUGGGUUCAUGACUUAGGUGAAUCACGAAGGGGACGUUUAACGUUGUAAACCUCUUGAUUCGGUCCAGUUUCUUUGACUAACUAGGAACGUAUCAAGCUAUUGUGUGCAUGCAAACGUAGCUAGUGACCUCUGCCUUGUGAUAGCUGGAGAUGUCGCUGUCUGUAGUGUGGAGUGCCCCAGACAAGACUGGCACGUCUCUACACAAUGGACCCACAGUGCUUCUCUGCCUGAAUGGCAUUAUUGAUGGAGAUUAAUAAAGGUUUGUUUCUUACUACAAUGAGCCGUAAAACACAAAGCUCUUGAACAGGGACGUCUUCAAGUGGUUUUGAGGAGCCGCUUGUACAUCGACUGUACUUAUGUAGCUCACUUCUAGUCUAUUGAGCUGAGCUGCGGAGUGAUAAAUGCAGAUUUGAGUCGUUGUGGUCGCAGUGCCAGCAUUCAGGAGGAGCAGGAGGAGCUGAUAGAGAAGCAGCUUUAGCCAUCCUUGCGCCGGGAGACCGAGAGAACGCGCUGACCUGAGCCACGCUGAGGUGAGGACAGACAGCGGGAGGGGACCUCGAGGGCCGAGCACCAUGGAAGAGUUUAAAGUUCAGACUGCCAAGCACCCCGUCCCAAACAGCACGCCCCUGCGGCCUCCAAGCGAGCAUUCGAAAGAGCGUGCCAAGCGUUUAUCGACGGAGUCAAACGGAACGAGUGACGGAGGCGCAGGAGCCAAAACGCCGGUGGAGCUCACGGCGCUGGAGGAGGCCUUCCGACGCUUCGCCAUCCACGGAGACACACGAGCCACAGGGAAGGAAAUGCACGGCAAAAACUGGUCCAAGCUGUGCAAGGACUGUGGUGUCAUAGAUGGCAAAACAAUCACGCUCACGGACGUGGACAUAGUCUUCUCCAAAGUCAAGAACAAAUCGAGCCGCACCAUCACGUAUUGCCAGUUCAGGGAGGCCCUCUCCGAGCUGGCCAGGAAGCGCUUUAAAGAUAAAACCAGCGAGGAGGCGGCAGAGGAGGUUUUCAAGAUGAUAGAAGGGAAAUCGCCAAUUAUAGCUGGAGUCACGAGGGCAGUGGCGUCCCCCACCGUGUCGCGGCUGACGGACACCAGCAAGUUCACAGGCUCCCACAAGGAGCGCUUUGACGAGACGGGCCGUGGGAAGGGCAAGGCAGGCCGGGUCGACAUGGUCGACACAUCCGGCUACGUCUCGGGAUACAAACAUGCAGGCUCGUACGAAAAGAAAAUUCAAGGCAAACCCCAACAGAAACCCAUGUGAGAGAUUUCCCUGUUCCACAAACGAACAAAACAGGA
Molecule: messenger RNA, 1584 nt
Organism: Colossoma macropomum (tambaqui)
Lineage: Eukaryota; Metazoa; Chordata; Actinopteri; Characiformes; Serrasalmidae
Product: tubulin polymerization-promoting protein
Exons: 5
Coding region: 860-1549 (229 amino acids)
Biological process (GO): microtubule bundle formation; microtubule polymerization; positive regulation of protein polymerization
Cellular component (GO): microtubule
Molecular function (GO): tubulin binding
Source: RefSeq, a predicted model, not a curated record